Molecule: messenger RNA, 4812 nt
Organism: Metarhizium album ARSEF 1941
Lineage: Eukaryota; Fungi; Ascomycota; Sordariomycetes; Hypocreales; Clavicipitaceae
Exons: 5
Coding region: 1-4812 (1603 amino acids)
Cellular component (GO): membrane
Source: RefSeq, a predicted model, not a curated record
AUGGCGGCACAGCAGCGACACUGGGGCCAUCUCCCUGCUUCGCACGGUUCGCAGGGGCCGAGGGACGACGAGUACGACGAGUGCACGCACACGUACCCGACGCAUGAGCACCGCCGCUCGCUUGAUGCCCAACCUCCGCGCUGGUCCAGGUCGAAUCGUGCUUCAGUCAACACCGAUGCGCUUACAGAGUCCACCUUCAGCCCCCACUCGCCCACGGCUUCGAGCUUUGUUGGAGCGGCCCAAGGCCUGGCUCCUAGACCGCCUUCUUAUCAGCGCCAAGAUUUCGUAGCUAACGGUGCCCUGGGUGUCGGCGUGGGCAUGGUUGCGGGUGCUGACACUGUUGGCAACGACGUAAAUAUUACUGUUGCUGAUGCUACUAUUCCACAAGAACCUGUCUUGCACAUGUCUGAAGAAACGUUCUGCAGACCCCAUCGACAGUCUUCAGAACAAUACCGAGAGCCAUCCUUCGAAUCAGCUCCUCGGUCACCUCAGCCUUCUCUCACUGCGCCCGAGUAUCCUCGACGCCCGCCUGUAAGCCAUCAUCAGCCGUAUGCGACUUCAGAACCCUCUUACAUCAGGUUCAAAUCCAACCCGGACCAAGUCUUGCCGACCUCUUUACAACCGCAGCCUUUGUCAUCAGGCUGGUUUGCUCGUGUGGACGACGGCAUGGAGCCCGAAGGUCACUACACGACUCGCGGCGAAGAACAUCCAGACGACCCAAGGUAUCAUAUACACGAUGUGACUGGCGGCAGAAGCGUCGUUGCGCCAUCCAUGGCGCCUCGAGAUGUUGCUGCGGGAGGAUCUCGAAGACCGUCCGUCACUGUGCCGUCGGAGCGCCGCAAGAAGUUUGCAAACGACCAUUCGCCCCUCCAACGGCUUGAGCUGACGCUCGAUAGCAUGACCAAGGAGGAAAAGAGAGCCAGAGUCCAAGCCGCGGAGCAGCGAGCUAGGGAACGUGCCGCAAAACGAGCUGCUGAUGCCUCCACAGCCCAAUCGACUGAAUCACACGCUCGCCGAAUACCCAUUGACACGCCGAGCGAUUCUCCAGAAGCCACUGCACCAAAUGUCACAGCAAGCAAGCUUCAAAUGGACCCCGCGGAAACUGGAGCUCGAGGGCAACCAUACCCGCAACAUCAGCUUCUAGUUGCCAGGGGCCAUCGUAGCGAAACUGGAGAUCUGAAUCGUGCCGUUGGUCCGCCACCACCAACCCACGUGCCCAAGCAACAGGAAGAUGGAGAGCCAAGGGCUGGGCUAUCAAGACAAAAUCUGAGCUUCAGUGAGCGCGCUUCGCGGAAUGAGAAAGAUCACACGGCUGAGCAAACAAGUCCGGUCAGACAAACAACGGCUUUCUUCAGCGGUGGCGUGAGCAGUGGAAUGAAUGUUACAAGGAAUGGAAGUAACAGGUUACGCAAAGACCCUCCCGCGGAUCAAUGGACCUCAUUCAGGCCAAAGCAUCUUCAAGGACUACAACGUCGAGCAACUGAACCCAUCUAUGGAGAGGAGUGUAGACCUGACGAAGCGUAUGUUCUCCAUGCGGGCCGCGGGAACGCCAAUAUCAGUACUAUGCAAAACCUCGGUCCCGAGUAUCAAGAUCCAGACGUCGCCGGAAAGCGCCCUGAACGGCAAGACAAGGACCAUUCUGUCGAGAGCCUCCCCGAACGUCGAGUUUCGAACAUGGUUUUCAAGGACCCGGAAAACUUGCGUCCCGGCGAAGGGCUGUAUCAGCCGCCAGUGUGGCUGAAUGAGUAUCAAAAUGCAACUGUUGGGUUUCUCGGUGGGACCUUACUGGACCUCGCAGAAGUUCACGAAGCCCUCGGCGACAAGAAUAAGGCUUGGUGGGAGAACACUGGUGGCCGCAAAAAUAAUGCCUACUCAUCCAGGCCACGGAAAGCCGAAGCGUUCGACGGCGAGUAUGAUGAUACAAACGCCCCAACUCGGUUCAAGCCACCCUUGUAUCUUAAAUGCGGACCCCUUUUGAGAUAUUGCGGAAUUCGUCAGGAGAAGGUACCCCCGCGAUCUCAGAACAGUGCUGUGUCAGACCGCGAGAUCUGGAGAGGGAGCGUCAUGAUCGUGACACAAGAUUCAGAGUCGUCCUACGACAUUGCACCUAUGCUUCGCCUGUUUGUACAGGAGAUUCAACUUCUACCCCCUCCGCCACUCCAAGUGAAUGGAGACUUACCACCUGAAUACGUGGAUCCGAUUGCGGGACACCCCAAGCUCGGUCGUAGAGGAGAAACUCUCUACGUACGCCCGGUGGAGCAUCUUGAAGAAGCCAGAGACCUGUCUUAUAUGGAAACAGAUGAAGGCCUGUACGAAAAGACACGCAGUCCGCCCGAUAUGCCCCCUCCAAAUUGCGCAAUUGAAUUACCUCAAUCCUUCGCUGGUCGCCAAAAGCGCAUUCAGAAUGAUGGCGAAAAGCUUCAAAAGUACAAGGAUGUGAGAGGAUUUCGUCUUCACGCAGAGCGAGGCUGCACCUUUUGGAGGUUUAACAUCGAAGUUGAACUGCGAGAGAAACAGCAACGCAUCGCCUAUCGUAUCAACCGUGGCCCUUGUAUGGCGUUCUGGGUGCCGUCUCGGGGACAAGCUAUGAAUAUCAUGUUCCAUAGCUGCAACGGAUUUAGUGCCAGUGUCAACCCUGACGACCUUAGCGGCCCUGAUCCUAUGUGGCGUGAUGUUCUGAACACGCACCAGUCGCAGCCAUUCCAUGUCAUGAUUGGAGGCGGAGACCAAAUUUACAAUGACUCUAUUGCUCAUGAAUGCAGCCUGUUGCGUGAGUGGCUUGAGAUCCGGCAUCCGCAGCAGAAACACGGGGCUGCAUUCACUGCGAGCAUGCAGGAUGAAAUGGAAGAAUUCUAUCUACAGCGCUAUUGCGUGUGGUUCUCUCAGGGUCUUUUCGGCCUGGCAGCAUCACAGAUUCCCAUGGUCAACAUGUAUGAUGACCACGACAUCUUCGACGGAUAUGGUUCUUAUCCUGACAAUUACAUGAGAUCACCGGUAUUUGCCGGCCUGGGAGCGGUUGCUUUCAAGUACUACAUGCUCUUCCAGCACCAAAGCGUUCUGACUGAGACAGAAAACACAGAACCCAGCUGGAUUCUUGGUCAAGAACCUGGACCGUACAUCAAGGAGCUGAGUCGUAGUGUUUAUGUUUCCAUGGGAGGCAAAGCUGCCCUGCUUGCAGUAGACUGCCGCACCGAGAGAACAGAGUAUGAUGUGGUUAAUAGUCAGACAUGGGAGAAGAUCAUUAACAGAAUGUAUGCCGAGGUACGACGUGGCCACGUCGAGCAUUUACUAGUGUUGUUGGGCGUCCCAAUCGCAUAUCCCAGGAUGGUCUGGUUGGAAAAUAUUUUAACCUCCAGGUUGAUGGAUCCCGUGAAGGCUCUUGGUCGAACUGGCAUGUUUGGCAAAGUCCUCAAUAAUAUCGAUGGUGGUGUGGAGGUCUUGGACGACUUGAAUAACCACUGGACUGCCAAGAACCAUAAACACGAGAGAAGCAUAAUUAUGGAGGAUCUGCAGGAUCUAGCGAUUGAUAAAUCAUUGCGAAUCACGAUUCUAAGUGGUGAUGUUCACUUGGCUGCGGUUGGUCAGUUCUACUCGAACUCGAAGCUCGGCUUGCCAAAGCACAAGGACCCAAGGUACAUGAUCAACGUUGUAUCGUCAGCUAUUGCAAAUGCUCCGCCCUCGGAUUUGCUGGCAGAUUUACUCAACAAGCGAAACAAGGUUCAUCAUUUCGACAGGCAAACGGAGGAAGGCAUGGCCCCUCUAUUCCACCAUGGUGUAGAUGGGAAACCUCGAAACAACAAGCACCUUCUGCCACACAGAAACUGGUGUUCUAUUCGUCCCUGGUCGCCUGGCAGAACGCCGCCCCCGACGCCACCAUUGUCGUCCUAUGAUAGGAGCCCAAGCCCACCGAAUAGCAACGGCGGCGGAGGCCUGUUUCGCCGACUCUCUUUGGGGAGCAGAACUCGAUCGGUGUCAAAUCGAUUGGACGGAUCGCGUACUUCAGUUCGGGGUGACAGACCCCCUGUCUCUGGAGGCGUGAGUGGUUUAUUCCGCAGUUUGUCGCGGAGAAACUCGACUGAUGGUCCUCGGCCGAUAAAGCUCACCCGCACCAUGUCGCUUGGAAGCGGCGAGAGCAAGAAGAAGGGGCUCUUCAGCCACGGUCGACGUGGGAGCAAAAGGCGGCCUGAUGAUGGGGGCAUCAACGGACAAUGGGGUGGUGAAAGCGAGGACGGGGACGGCUACUUCGUCGACAGCCACCCUUCUCAUGCUGUCCAACCAUCAGGGCUGCGCGGCGGUGGUACAUAUGAACACUCGGAGUUCUCAGAUGAGGAUGAGCUGCAUUUUACAGCUGAACUUCCGCAGCAUUCCCGGACUGUCGGGGGCCAGCCGGCAGAGACGACCAGGCGCGAUGACGGGUCGGAUGCUAUGAUGCGGCCAUUCCAUCGCACGCCAACGGGGCUGUCGGUGAAGCAGAUGCGCAAAGCCGAGAAGUUCAUCGUUGACCUUGAGGGCGGCCUCGACAUAUGUCUGAAUGUGGAGGUUAAUCCCAAGGACCCAACGGGUAUUACCGUACCGUACCGACUGUUGGUGCCUCGAUUGCAGUAUGAGUAUAACCCAGCAGAUGAUGAGCUGCAACAGCCUACCGAGGAGCUACGGCAGCCGACGGGCUUGAAGAGGUUUUUGAGCCUUCGUAAGAGGCCCGAGAGGCCCAAGCUGCAACAACAAGACGAGGAAGACGGCGGGGGAAGCGAAGGCAAGGACAAUGAUGAUGAUGUGAGCGAUGAAAGCUCCGACGUCCCGCCAAGGCGGUAA